Oncorhynchus nerka (sockeye salmon) is the source of this 3513-nucleotide messenger RNA. RefSeq names its product syntaxin-binding protein 6-like. Bases 182 to 1129 code for a protein of 315 amino acids. The record is from RefSeq and is a predicted model, not a curated record. The transcript has 7 exons. NCBI's taxonomy places the organism in Eukaryota, Metazoa, Chordata, Actinopteri, Salmoniformes, Salmonidae.
CCAGACAGAUUCGCCUUCUCCGCAAGGCAUGCUGUUGUUAUGUGACAAAACAACACCGCUAUAAGGCGUUGGAAUAGUUUGGUGAGCAUUACUGCAGCUUCCCUGUUUCUGCGUCUCGAAGGAGUUAGGGGUAAAACAACAAAACAGAUCACUCAUCAAAUAUCCUCCACCCAGUCCCACCAUGAAUAUCCAGUCAGCUAUCAACAGGGCGGUGUUUGCUCCCCGGGAUGAGAGGAUGCUAGUGGCUGUGGAGGUGAAGAGGAGAAGAAGGAAAAGGGUCCCCUUUCUGCCCACUGGAGGCAAGGGAGAAUACAUUACAUACAUCUGUUUGUCAGUGACCAAUAAGAGGCCAGCUCAGCUCCUCAUCACCAAAGUCAAGCAGUUUGGAGGCUCCGCCCCCUUCACCAGAAGGUCACAGUGGGCCGUGGAGCAGCUUCGCCAGGUCAACGGCAUCAACCCCAACAAGGACUGCCCAGAGUUUGACCUGGUGUUCGACAACGCCUUUGACCAAUGGGUGGCCAGCUCAGCGCCAGAGAAGUGCAUCUUCAUCCAGAUCAUGUACCAUGCCUGUCAGACCUAUUGGGAAGGCAAGGAGGGGGUCCCUGGUAGCCCAGCCGGGGACCAGCAGAAGGGGCAAAGAGGUCAAGGGGGCCAGGGUAGCCCAGGGGCCCAAGGGGGCCAUGGUAGCCCAGGGGCCCAAGGGGGCCAUGGUAGCCCAGGGGCCCAAGUGGGCCAGAUAGGAGGACCAGUGGCCCAGGCUAGACGGAAGAGCACCGUGGGUCCCAGGCCCCAUCAUACUGAGUUUGUCAACUGUCAGUCCAAACUCACAGGAGAUGCCUGCAAAAUGAAUCUGGUCCUGUACCGUUGCAAGGUCUUUUUCAAUCGCAUGAAGAAGGUGAUGGUUUCAAACCAAAGCCGUUCUCAGGCUGGAGCAGGUCCUAGAGCAGGACCCAGUGGGCAGCGCCCUCCAGGGGGCAGUAUGGGUAGUGUAGUCCAGAGGGCCAACCAGGCCCUGCAGGAGCGUGGGGAGAGACUGGGCCGGGCCGAGGACAAGACGGUAGACCUAAUGCACAAAGCCCAGCAGUUUGCAGACACUGCUCACAAGCUGGCUCUGAAGUAUUCAAACUAGAGGCAUAUCUUCCUGUGGAACCGCUCCUGGAGUCUUUGGCCCUAAUUUACUUGUUAGUUCUAUGUAAUAACAUUUUUACUAAUCUUUGACUGAAUUGAAACUAAUGGACUAAUGUUGGACUGAGUUGAAACCAAGUGGUCACACUGCAAUUCCUCUGUGAAGAGUCCUGUGUAGUACUGGGUUAUUGCGCUUGCUAUUAGGACUUAGACUGUGGACAAGCAACUGUCACUUGUGUCAGAAGGACUUUAAAAUGUUUACAGGUGGGGAGGACGGCCCAGUUAUGGACCCCCCCAGGAUUAAAGAAUAACCUUUCACCUCUGUGGAUUACAUGAUGGUGUCCUUUCAUGGGAUAGAUAGUUUGUAUACUGGAUGGCAAUGUAGUGUCACAAUGCUCCCACUGUUUGAGUGUACAUGUCUUCCCUGCUUCGGUAGCGUCUUCUCUGAUAACAAGGAUUUUUAGAUUGUAUUGAUGAACUUUUGUGUUUUGCGGUUUUAGAUAUCUUAAUAUAGAUUCACGAAUUCACACAGUGAACAGCUGACAAGUGAAGUUGAGGACCUACGUGUCUCCACAAUGAAUGUAUUUCCUUUUUUUUUUUUUUUUGCUCAUUGCAUAAAUUAUUGAUCGUUUUAUGACUGAAUAGGCACACAAAGAGCAGCCUGUGAAUAUUGGCAUGAACCGAUGCAACUCGGAUUGCAAAUGAAUUCCUGGUGUUAUUAUUUUCCUUUUUUUUAUCUCUGCGUUGUUGGGAAGGGCCCGUAAGGAAGCAUUUCACUGUUAGUCUACACCUGUUUACGAAGUAUGUGACACAACCAUUUUUUUUUUAUUAUUUUUUUUUUUUUUACAAAUGGCAUUUUCAUUGAAUGUUUGACUGGCAUUGUAUGCAUAAGUGUAGCUUUUAAGGUUAUUGCCUUCAUGGUUGUCAGAGCAGGGGAACAAGGAACACCUGGUGAAAUCUUUUUUUUUUUUUUUUUUUCUUUGCAUGAUUUUGUAAUGGUCUUGAUUUCUUUGCUCUUUCUAAAGUGGAAUAUGCACUCAUUUGCUUUCAUUUUUUUUCAUGCUCAAUUCCUCCAGUGCCCUUUUCCUGCUUGUAAUCAAAACCAUUGAAUAGUCACCAAUCACUGUUCCAAAUUCUAGUUAAUAUGUUCCUAUUUGAUCCUUGCUCUUGUCUUUGUCUAAUCGUGUUUGAUUAAUUGAUCCCCUGAAUUGUCACUGUCUUGUCACGUAUGUCAUCUGUUUUUGUCUCUUGUGCCAUAUCAUAUUAAAUAUCUACAUGUAUGCUGGUUCCAUGUGAAAAGAUUUGAGUGUAGCAGUUGGAAUGGUGGGUUCAUGUAUGUAGACCAGGUCUCUUCUAGGUGAGGUCAUAGGGAAGGUAUUUAGUGUGAUGGUAAUCACGUCCACCCAGCCGGCUCAAUGCGGUAGCAAAUUGAUCCCGGGGACGACGUUGGUGUGAUAAAGUUUCUGAUUAACACUAUAGAUACCGUGGAGUUGGCUAGUGAUGAGGAGACUGGUAGAGAUGGGAUGGUUCAGUUGGUUAGUGAUGAGGGUUCGUUAGGAUGAAGGUGUAGUUGUUGAAGGUCUAGCUAAAUGCUGUUUUGAUGCCCAGUGAUAAUAUUUUUAUUCUGCACACUACAGACAGUUUUGGGAUGGAGUUUUCCUUUAAACUCUUAUCUUUUGGUAUUUUUUUCAUUAGUCCAUUGACAUGGUUUCAAUGUUUUUGCUUGUCAGCAAUCAAGUUUUCUAGAUAUCGAACUUUCAAAACACAGAAAUCAUCCCUGAAUGAGGCUUUUUGUGUCAUAUGAUGCAGCAACAGGAUGACGAAAUCAUCGCCGUUUGAUAUAUUUUGAAAAUUGCAUAUCUUGAACUUGAUUGCUGACAAGCAAAACAUUUUGAGACCGUUAACAAUGGACCAAUGAAACAAACACCGAAAGACUGUUUUUGGGGUAGAGUUUUCUUUUAAUUGAUAUGCUUUAGCAGCUGGGGCAGUAUGUCCCUCCUUUAGAGGGUCGUCUUACCUCUGUCUUCAGAGUACUCCUAUUAGAAUGACGCUUAUUCUGUCGGCUAACUGUCAGGAGUGGAAUCCAAAGAGGCCGCUUGUCGUAACUGCAUGUUUUCUGUUACUGCUGUGGCAAAAUGUGGGUUAGAAUCUGAAUGAAUUGUCCAAGAAGAGUGCCUUACUACCUUUGUAUAGCCUGAUGGUGGAGUUAAACCCUGUACUCACAUGUUUUAUUGUUCCUAGAAAUGCAGAGUAUUUAACAUUGCCUUAUACUACAGAGCUUCAAGUACUGUUUUACGUGUAAAUGAGAUUUCUUGUACUGUCUUUAAUGAGAAGAAGAGCAAUGACCUUAACACUCCUUUUUUGAGCCAAUAAAUGAAACCCAUCUGA